This is a messenger RNA of Fraxinus pennsylvanica, 363 nucleotides long. Lineage: Eukaryota; Viridiplantae; Streptophyta; Magnoliopsida; Lamiales; Oleaceae. The record is from the annotation of a GenBank genome assembly.
AUGGCGAAAAAGAAAAUAGUUUAUGGCACAAGAUCAACAGCAACUGGAACAGAUGCUGAUCUAUAUACAUUGAGCAUGGAAGCUGCAAAAGAGCUUUUAUUGAUCUUGUUGGCUACAUUUGGAGAAAACGAUGUUGAUCAUAGCUGUCGAGAUAUAUUAUCUGCUUCAAUUUUUUAUCUACAACAGUUGGUGGGCAGAAACCAUAGAUUGCUUCCAUCAGUUGUCUCUACACUGCCUCUUCUGCUUCUUUUUGGUUCCUCCUCCAUAGAUAUGGAAUUUUCAUUUGGUCUUGGGAUAUCUUUGCCAUUGCUUUUAUCAAAGAUUCAUUGCUCCGUUGAAGCUAAUUCUGCCUGGAAAUGGUAA